Schistosoma mattheei is the source of this 798-nucleotide messenger RNA. The record is from the annotation of a GenBank genome assembly. NCBI's taxonomy places the organism in Eukaryota, Metazoa, Platyhelminthes, Trematoda, Strigeidida, Schistosomatidae.
AUGGUGAUGAUGAUGAUGAUGAUGAUGAUGAUGAUGAUGAUGAUGAUGAUGAUGAUGAUGAUGAUGAUGAUGAUGAUGAUGAUGAUGAUGAUGAUGAUGAUGAUGAUGAUGAUGAUGAUGAUGAUGAUGAUGAUGAUGAUGAUGAUGAUGAUGAUGAUGAUGAUGAUGAUGAUGAUGAUGAUGAUGAUGAUGAUGAUGAUGAUGAUGAUGAUGAUGAUGAUGAUGAUGAUGAUGAUGAUGAUGAUGAUGAUGAUGAUGAUGAUGAUGAUGAUGAUGAUGAUGAUGAUGAUGAUGAUGAUGAUGAUGAUGAUGAUGAUGAUGAUGAUGAUGAUGAUGAUGAUGAUGAUGAUGAUGAUGAUGAUGAUGAUGAUGAUGAUGAUGAUGAUGAUGAUGAUGAUGAUGAUGAUGAUGAUGAUGAUGAUGAUGAUGAUGAUGAUGAUGAUGAUGAUGAUGAUGAUGAUGAUGAUGAUGAUGAUGAUGAUGAUGAUGAUGAUGAUGAUGAUGAUGAUGAUGAUGAUGAUGAUGAUGAUGAUGAUGAUGAUGAUGAUGAUGAUGAUGAUGAUGAUGAUGAUGAUGAUGAUGAUGAUGAUGAUGAUGAUGAUGAUGAUGAUGAUGAUGAUGAUGAUGAUGAUGAUGAUGAUGAUGAUGAUGAUGAUGAUGAUGAUGAUGAUGAUGAUGAUGAUGAUGAUGAUGAUGAUGAUGAUGAUGAUGAUGAUGAUGAUGAUGAUGAUGAUGAUGAUGAUGAUGAUGAUGAUGAUGAUGAUGAUGAUGAUGAUGAUGAUGAUGAUGAUGAUAUGA